GUCAGCGAGAGGCCGGGUGCGGCCCCGUCCUCAAGACAUUCUAGUGGCUGGGAGCACCUGACUCGAUGUGUUGCGGGUUUUCCAAACCCAAGCUGUAGAGCGAGGGCCUUUCUGGCUUCCAGCACCCAGGGGAGGGGACCAUGCUGCCUCUCAGCUCUGGUUUCCGUCCGAGGACGCGGGACCUAGGAUCCGCCUUGCACGUGAUCCUUGUUGCCCCGCCCUCGCUCCUCCCGCCGGGUGGAGCUUCCUCUUCACCGCCAGACUUAAGGGGAGGCCCACACAGAUCUCUGGGGUGUGUAUAAGUGAAACCUGUUCUUGCUACUUAAUUCACGCUUGUGGUCUUGCCCAGGGGGCAAUGGCAGUUUCCUGUGUUCUCCUGCACACUGGGCAGAAGAUGCCCCUAAUUGGUCUGGGUACCUGGAAGAGUCAGCCUGGACAGAUGCUGGAAAUUCAUAGUGUUAGUGUUUUGCUGGAUCUUGCUGAAAUGGCUUGGGUAAAAGCAGCUGUUAAGUACGCCCUUAGUGUAGGCUACCGCCACAUUGACUGUGCUGCUAUCUACGGCAAUGAGACUGAGAUUGGGGAGGCCCUGAAGGAGGACGUGGGACCAGGCAAGGCAGUGCCUCGGGAGGAGCUGUUCGUGACUUCCAAGCUAUGGAACACCAAGCACCACCCUGAGGAUGUGGAGCCUGCCCUCCGGAAGACACUUGCUGACCUCCAGCUGGAGUAUCUGGACCUGUACCUGAUGCACUGGCCAUAUGCCUUUGAGCGGGGAGAUAACCCCUUCCCCAAGAAUGCCGAUGGGACCAUACGCUAUGACUCUACCCACUACAAGGAGACCUGGAGGGCUCUGGAGACACUGGUGGCGAAGGGGCUGGUACGGGCACUGGGCCUGUCCAACUUCAACAGUCGGCAGAUUGAUGAUAUACUCAGCAUAGCUUCUGUGCGCCCAGCUGUCUUGCAGGUGGAAUGCCACCCAUUCUUGGCUCAGAACGAGCUAAUUGCCAUCUGCCAAGCACGUGGCCUGGAGGUGACUGCUUACAGCCCUUUGGGCUCCUCGGAUCGUGCUUGGCGUGAUCCUGAUGAGCCUGUCCUGCUUGAGGAACCCGUGGUCCUGGCACUGGCUGAAAAGCAUGGCCGAUCUCCAGCUCAGAUCUUGCUCAGGUGGCAAGUGCAGCGGAAAGUGAUUUGCAUCCCCAAAAGUGUCACUCCUUCUCGUAUUCUUCAGAAUAUCCAAGUGUUUGACUUCACCUUUAGCCCAGAAGAGAUGAAGCAGCUGGAUGCCCUGAACAAAAAUUGGCGAUAUAUUGUGCCCAUGCUUAUGGUGGAUGGGAAGAGAGUCCCAAGGGAUGCAGGGCACCCCCUGUACCCCUUUAAUGACCCAUACUGAGAACACAGCUUCCCUAGUUUCCCUUCCAGCUCUCCAGGUAUACAAAAGAGGAAGGUAAUAAAGUCAUUGGAACAUCCA
Molecule: messenger RNA, 1465 nt
Organism: Nycticebus coucang (slow loris)
Lineage: Eukaryota; Metazoa; Chordata; Mammalia; Primates; Lorisidae
Gene: AKR1A1
Product: aldo-keto reductase family 1 member A1
Exons: 10
Coding region: 356-1387 (343 amino acids)
Biological process (GO): aldehyde catabolic process
Cellular component (GO): cytosol
Molecular function (GO): aldose reductase (NADPH) activity
Source: RefSeq, a predicted model, not a curated record